This is a messenger RNA of Prorocentrum cordatum, 332 nucleotides long. NCBI's taxonomy places the organism in Eukaryota, Dinophyceae, Prorocentrales, Prorocentraceae. The record is from the annotation of a GenBank genome assembly.
GCAUGCGGCGUGCACGGCGACAUGUGCGACAUGUUGAGGACCCUGGAUUUGGAGCAGGGAUUGGACAUAGAGUUCCUGCUCGUGCAGGUGCACGCCCGCCCCGUCAGCGAGAUACAGCCGCGCUUGGUCCUCGCCAAGGCCGACGAGGAGGCAGCCGAGGAGGCGGUGACGGGAGAGGUGGCCGAGGAGUCGGCGGUCGAAGAGGCAGGGGGCGCGGGCGAAGCAGCUCAGAGGGACCUGCCGCUGGCGAUGAGAGUGCCCAAGGGGCCCCAUCAGGCGGUAGCGGCAGGGGAUCUGGCGGCGGGCGCGGGGCAGGGGGACCUCACCCUGUG